UAUCACAGCCCUCACACAUAUCGAGUGAGAUUUGUGUGGCGCAUAUGUACUUGGUGCCUCCUCCAUUUAUGAAUUCGUGUAAAAUAACCUUUUCUGAAUUUUUCCUGAUGAUGAGCUAUUCACUAAAAUAUGUUUAAUAUAUAACUAUCGCAUUGACCACUGAGUAAGCAAUGCAUAGGUUAGAUAUAGGGUAUUGGUGAAAAAUGACAAUUCGGUUAGUGAAGUUGUAAAUCUUUUUCGACUAGUUUUGUUAGGAAAUGUGUUGCAUAUACCUAACCACCUCCUACCUCGAUGAGCGAUUCUUACUGAUAUUGAGUUAGAUUGGAACGGAGCUAUGUCCGGUUAAACCAAGGUAUGGCUUUACUGCACGAAGUCAUUGAUCAUUGUCAUGAGUCAUGCUAAUAAAUGCAUGCUAUCUGGUUGGGGUCUUCACGAUUAUCUCACGAAAUAAUCGUAGACUUUGUGUAACGUGGUUUAGAAUCAUACGCAAUGGUGCAGGUGAAUUUAGUCUGUCUUAGGUCGGUCAAAGACAAAGAAGGCAGGAAAAUCACCGAAAUUCAACAACAGCGUAACAGAUGGGUAGAAUACUUCGAGGAACUCCUGAAUUGGCCGGCUCCAAUGAAUCCACCGGACAUCGAGACAGCACACACAUAUCUUCCUAUAGAUGUCAAUCCAUCAACUACGGAAGAAAUUAGAAUGGCCGUCAGACAAAUCAAGAACGGGAAAGCAGCAGGAUCCGACAACAUACCAGCUGAAGCACUGAAAUCAGACAUCGAAGCAACCACAAGCAUGCUUUGUCUUCUAUUCAAAAAGAUUUGGGAGAAGGAACAAGUGCCAAUGGACUGGAAAGAAGGACACCUCAUCAAGAUUCCAAAGAAAAGAGAUCUGAGCAAAUGUGAAAACUACAGAGGCAUUACACUACUGUCAAUACCAGGGAAAGUCUUCAACAGAUUGUUGCUGAACCGGAUGAAGGAUGCAGUAGACGCCCAACUUCGAGAUCAACAAGCUGGAUUCCGAAAGGAUCGGUCGUGCACAGACCAAAUUGCAACACUACGGAUCAUCGUCGAACAAUCAGUUGAGUGGAACUCGUCACUGUACAUCAACUUCAUUGAUUAUGAAAAGGCAUUCGACAGUGUAGAUAGGAGGACAUUAUGGAAACUUCUUCGACAUUACGGAGUUCCUGAGAAGAUUGUCAAUAUAAUCCGGAACUCAUACGACGGACUACAGUCCAAAGUAGUGCAUGGAGGACAGCUGACAGAUGCAUUUCAAGUAAGGACUGGAGUCAGACAAGGCUGUUUACUCUCUCCCUUCCUCUUUCUUCUGGUGGUCGACUGGAUUAUGAAGACCUCAACAUCUGAAGGAAAACACGGAAUACAAUGGACAGCUCAGAACCAAUUAGACGAUUUGGACUUCGCAGAUGACCUAGCCCUCCUAUCACGUACACACGAACAGAUGCAGAUGAAGACAGCCAGUGUAGCAGCAGUUUCUGCAUCAGUAGGCCUCAACAUACACAAUGGGAAAACCAAGGUCCUCAAAUUCAAAGCGGAGAACAGCAAUCCAACCACACUUGAUGGCGAAACUCUGGAAGAUGUAGAGUCCUUCACAUGCCUGGGAAGCAUCAUCGAUCAACAAGGAGGUUCAGAUGCAGACGUAAAGGCGAGAAAAGGUAAAGCAAGGGCCGCUCUUCUACAAUUGAAGAAUAUAUAUAAAACUCAAAACAACUUUCAACCAAUAUCAAAGUGAGAAUCUUCAAUACGAACGUCAAGGCAGUUCUACUGUAUGGAGCUGAAACUUGGAGAACUACAACAACCACAAUCAAGAAAGUACAAGUAUUUAUAAAUAGCUGUCUACGCAAGAUACUCAACAUCCAUUGGCCUGAUACCAUCAGCAAUAGCCUUCUGUGGGAGAGAACAAACCAACUUCCAGCUGAAGAAGAAAUUAGGAAAUGACGAUGGAAAUGGAUAGGACAUACAUUACGCAAAUCGUCAAACUGCAUCACGAGGCAAGCCCCAACUUGGAAUCCUGAAGGGAAGCGAAAAAGAGGAAGGCCAAAGAACACAUUGCGUCGUAUAAUAGAAGCAGAUAUGAAAACGAUGAGUUACAACUGGAAGGAGGUAGAAAGGAUUGCCCAGGACAGGAUUGUAUGGAGAAUGCUGAUGAGCGGCCUAUGCUCCUUCACGAGGAGUAACAGGCGUAAGUAAGUAAGU
Molecule: messenger RNA, 2207 nt
Organism: Schistosoma intercalatum
Lineage: Eukaryota; Metazoa; Platyhelminthes; Trematoda; Strigeidida; Schistosomatidae
Source: the annotation of a GenBank genome assembly